This is a messenger RNA of Prosopis cineraria, 533 nucleotides long. RefSeq names its product mitochondrial import receptor subunit TOM5 homolog. The record is from RefSeq and is a predicted model, not a curated record. Bases 126 to 290 code for a protein of 54 amino acids. Lineage: Eukaryota; Viridiplantae; Streptophyta; Magnoliopsida; Fabales; Fabaceae. The transcript is spliced from 2 exons. Gene Ontology annotation, cellular component: mitochondrial outer membrane translocase complex; mitochondrion.
UGGUAUACUGCGUGUUUAUCCGUCAAAUGAAGCGGCUUGAAAUCACUUCAACACCCAGACUAAAACCCAAAACCCUAACCCAAGCCAUCCUCUCACUUUCUCGUUAGCCAUUUCCUCUUCCACCAAUGGCGGACUCUGUGUUUUCGAUCCAAUACCUGAAAGAUGUCUUGAAUUCCCAAAUCUAUGAUGAAGAGAAGUGGGCCUUCAACAUGAAAUUGCUGCGUGCUGCUGGAUUGUUUGGAGGAUCAAUACUCCUUAUGCGGAAUUAUGGGGAUCUAAUGGCUAUUUGAAGGUAGAAUGAAGGACCUGAAGCGAGCUGCUACUCAGUGCUUCAUCAGUAGUUUGUAGUUUGGCGUUCAGUCGUUUAUAAUGAGUCAUCGUGGAUCAUUUCUAGUCGUUUGGUGAGAAAGGAGUUUGUAGUUUCCUUUGGGCAUCGAACAAGUAGAUGUAAAGACACGCCCAGAUUGGAUGUAUGCACUUAUUCCUUCUACUUUAAAUUUUCAGAUAUGGGGAAAAAAACAUUUUUGCUUCUA